This is a messenger RNA of Pisolithus orientalis, 534 nucleotides long. RefSeq lists its product as uncharacterized. The transcript is spliced from 2 exons. Lineage: Eukaryota; Fungi; Basidiomycota; Agaricomycetes; Boletales; Pisolithaceae. The record is from RefSeq and is a predicted model, not a curated record. Bases 1 to 534 code for a protein of 177 amino acids.
AUGACUAGUCCUUCAGCACCAGCAACUGUGAUGGCCACCUGCCAUCCCAACUUUUAUUUUGAAAAUGGCACAUACAUUAUCCUGGUCGAAAAUUUCCUUUAUAAACUCAACCACAACAUCUUGGUGAAUGAGUUGGCCUUCUUUUCUGACCUCUUUUCACUUGGCAAAUUCAUGCUGGAAGACAAGGAUGGGGAGGGGCAUGCUGAUCAGAACCUGAUUAUUGUGAAGGACAGAUUCCUCACUACAGAAAUUUUUGACUUGUUCCUCAAGAUCAAGUUCACAUGUCCCUUCCCACCUGCUAAAUAUUCUGCAGAUGACCUCAAGAACCUCCUGGAGUUUAUCCACAAGUUCCAAUGCAGUGCACGCCUACUCAGCUUCAUUACUUCCUGCAUCAUCGAGAAAUCAUAUUCCUUCCAUCCUUCCGAACUCAUUUAUCUGGGCAUUGAGUACAAGAUUCAGGCACUCUUCAAAAGAGGUUUUAUGAGGCUCUGCAACCUCCCUCUGACGAAGAUCAAGAAGAUUCACCAUCACUGA